AUGGCGUCACAAGAACAUGAAUACAAAGAAGCAUUUCAAUUAUUUGAUAAGAAAGGAAACGGAACGAUUUCUUCAGAGGCUUUAGGCGAUUUAUUACGCGCAUUAGGACAGAAUCCUACAGAGGCUGAGGUUGGCGAGCUUGUAAAGAAGGCUGGUAAAGAAAUUUCUUAUGACGCUUUUCUUGAAAUUCUAAAUCGCCCUAAUGGAUUUGCACCGGCUGGCACAUACCAAGAUUUCAUCGAAGGGUUUCUGAUCUUUGAUAAAGAUCGAACUGGGUUUAUUGCCGCUUCGGAAUUGAAAUAUGUGUUGACAAGUCUUGGUGAAAAACUAACAUCAGAAGAUGUAGAUGAACUAUUUAAAAAUGUCCAAGUUGAUAGUAAAGGAAAUAUUCGAUAUGAAGAAAUUGUCAAAAAGAUUAUGUCGUCAUAA
Messenger RNA from Ambispora gerdemannii, 429 nucleotides. NCBI's taxonomy places the organism in Eukaryota, Fungi, Glomeromycota, Glomeromycetes, Archaeosporales, Ambisporaceae. The record is from the annotation of a GenBank genome assembly.